This is a messenger RNA of Miniopterus natalensis, 2155 nucleotides long. It is a transcript of the gene VGLL1, whose product is annotated as vestigial like family member 1. NCBI's taxonomy places the organism in Eukaryota, Metazoa, Chordata, Mammalia, Chiroptera, Miniopteridae. Gene Ontology annotation, biological process: regulation of DNA-templated transcription. Gene Ontology annotation, cellular component: nucleus. The record is from RefSeq and is a predicted model, not a curated record.
GCUUUAAAAGGGGCCAGGCAGCUCUGGCCAUCAAAACGGACCUUUGACCAGCCAUAGUUCAGCAUCUGCAUCUUGCACAGGCUCAGCUGAUGGUCAAGAAUUAAGCUAUCACCUGUGUCACAAUGGAAGAAAUGAAUACUUGUGCAGCCCAGAUGCAGAAGCCUAUAAAGACAGAGUGGAAUUCCCGGUGUGUCCUUUUCACUUAUUUUCAAGGGGACAUCAGCAGCGUAGUGGAUGAACACUUCUCCAGAGCUCUGAGCAAUGUCAAGAACCCCCAGGAAUGGAGCUCCUUGAGCCAGAAUGGAGAUGUGGUCCUGAGGAAUGACAGUGACAUGCCUCCAAAUCAGUGGCGUUUCUCUUCUCAUUGGACAAAGCCACAGCCAGAAGUAUCUUUUGCAAAUGGUAACGCCAACUGCAUCACGAAUGGGUUUGGUCCCCUGGCUAUGGAUCAGUACCCACUGCCCCUGACUGGGAGUCCCUCUGUUCAGCCUGGAGAGCUGUGGCAUUUCUCCUCCCCAACCAGUCCUGGCUCUCCAGAGUCUGAAUACCCUCGUGCCUUCUCCACUGGGCACCUGGUCCCAGAGGACCAGCCUGAUGGGAAAUAUGAGUCCUUCCUAAAUUUCCUCCAGCAAGAGAGAUGUGUAGCCCAUCCUCAGCAAUUUGCCAUGUGGGAGAAUUGCAACUCUGCCCAGGCAGCCAGAACCACGGGAUCACCCUUCAACCUGCCUUCUAGCUCAGCCCACUACAAAAAAUAUUUACGCCCAGAUCGUGGACCUGCCAGUGCCAGCCUUGCCAGCGCCAGCCUUGCCAGCGCCAGCCUUGCCAGUGGAAAAAGUCAGUCUCCAGAGAGAAGAAAAGAUUUCUUCUUUUACUGAACUUCGGUUUGAAGAAGAGAAUUCCCUUUUCCAAACCUUCUCAUUAUUUUCUACUGUGAAUCCAGAGGGUCUAGAGACAUCACUGUCCUUUUCUCUUUUUGCCACUAAAGAGCACUGAGUCUGGAGCAAAAUUUCUGUUUUCCCUAAAAUUGUAUACACUUCUCUUCCUUAGCACCUAUGCCCUAUGGCAUGGGUUUUCAAACUUGAUAAGUGAAUCCCCAGCAUAUAAAAUCAUUAGAAAAGCUGUUCAGGGAUGGGGAGCAUGGAGGCCCACCUGCUAGCUUACCCCACCCUGCCACUGCACCCACUGCUUGUCUACUUAGAAAUUAUAGUCCCCUUACUCUCACUAGCGGGGUCUUUCAAACCAAGACUGACUGUGGGGUAUCCUACGAGGUUGUCUCACUCUUCCAAUUGAAUAAAGAUACCAGGACCAGUCUGAAGCUUUCCAACCUUUACCAGACUGUGACUAGCUUCACUUCUGCCUUUACCAAAAUGAAAAUGAAAAUGGGGUGGGCAAGAUCCCUUGACAAUGGGUUGAAGCUGGCCAUUCCCUGCAUCCUCAGAGUCUGGAUGGAAGUGGAAAAGGUUUCAGGCUGGCCCUGAUGAAUGAAAUACUUUAACUUGGAAAAUUUGAUUUCUCAAUUCUAAAAAAGAGUGAUUCCAACAGGAAUUGCUGAGAAAUCUGAGGACUAACUUAUUGGAAGUUAGUUUUUUAGCAAACUGCCUUAUUCCAAGCUGAGCCUUGAGUAAGUUCUGUAUUCAGAGCAUGUCUCAGCUGCAGUUCUUUGAGUUCCUGUCUGCCCUUACUCUGAGGAUGAGGACUCUGGCAUCUGAUACCCCACAGGUAUUCAUCUGGACCUUGGCAGCACCUCUCGGCCUUCUACAGGGGCCAACCUGGCUUCUAUAAACAACAUAACCUUUCCUUUAGCUCUUUCACUGUUAAUAACAACUGGGAAAAUUAACUUCCUUUUCAGCACAGAACCAUUGGGGCCACCCAUGUAGACAACCCACAGUAUCUUAGAUGAAUUAGAGGUGAAAGACAAGGGUUGGUCCAAGACAUAGCGGCAGGACCUCCCUGCAGAUUGUUCCUGAUAAAAUGACAAAUUUCUCCAAACUCUUUCAUCUCUCUAAUCUAGUAGACAGCCUUGUGUCCACUGUGAGCUUGGAACUUACCAUGUGACAACCCUGGAAGACCCUGAUGUCAAUGUUCCCUAUUCACACCCCACUUGUUCCUGUGUAACAGCUCGAAGGGUGAAUAAUAAAACUUCACUUUUCUGGAA